Molecule: messenger RNA, 475 nt
Organism: Andrographis paniculata
Lineage: Eukaryota; Viridiplantae; Streptophyta; Magnoliopsida; Lamiales; Acanthaceae
Exons: 2
Coding region: 99-293 (64 amino acids)
Source: RefSeq, a predicted model, not a curated record
CGAGCCCAACUCGUUCGUGAUCGAGAAACUUCCUGCUGCGUCGGUUGAAUCUCUCCCGGAGACUUGAUUCUGUAGGCUUGAACGGUUUUUGCGCGGGGAUGGAAACGAGAAAGCCAGAAAUCCGGCAGCUGCUGAAGGACAAGAGAUUCUGGUUUGCCUCCGCCCUCAUAGUCUGGGCUGCUGCUCUCCAGGGGCAUAUGAUGUGGAUGCAGAAGCAGGAUUCCUUCAAGGAGAAAUUCCGAUACCUUAAUUCGGAGACGAGUUCCGAUGAAACUAGUGAAGGUCGUCAGUAAAUUACUUACGGUGAUAAGUUUUUUAGCGAGAAAGCGUCUACGCAGUUGUGAGUUGGAUUGACCUCGAUUACAUACACGAUUCUUCGUUAUUUUACGUGAUUAAGUAUUGUUAUUACUUCUUCUUUGUUGAAUCGAAAUGCAGAGCCAUAAUAAACGGAGAAUGAUUUCAUGUUCAUGGAUAA